Anas platyrhynchos (mallard) is the source of this 8149-nucleotide messenger RNA. NCBI's taxonomy places the organism in Eukaryota, Metazoa, Chordata, Aves, Anseriformes, Anatidae. The record is from RefSeq and is a predicted model, not a curated record.
UCACCUGACUUGCAGUGCCGUUGUCUUCUAGGUAGAACGGGUAGCCACUGAAGACAGCACAGCCUCUCAGCUUCACAGAAGUCAUGUCAUAAGGAGAAGACUACAUGAGAAAAUCCUGGACGCUUCACCACCGUCAUCCCAGAUGAAUCUUCACCGAGACAAUGGGUCCAGAUUAAUGAAUUAUAGCCAGUCAGCAGAAGAUUACAGACAACUGUCCGUGGACUACAGUGACUCUAACAGUAUUUCAGAAAGUACAUCUUUGAUACUAUCUAACCAAGGACACAGGAAAGGGAGAGUUACGCAGACACACAGGUCAUGGGACCCCACCCUUAGUGAAUCAAGGACACAAAGCAGUUACAAACUCUUCAUAAACAGGUCGGUCAGUGCUGUAGAAGAAAUCCCCGGUGGAGCUCACAAGAACAGCAGGCACAAUCUGCUGAGUUUAGGUUCCACCUUCUCCGUGUCUACAAAGGAUUACACAGCAGCUGCUGCAUCACAGAAAUGUUUGUUCCAAAGGAAGGAAAAGUUUUCAGGUCCAGAAUUUAUUAUUCUGUCUAGUGAACCACCAGUGACCUUACAGCUGCCUGGAUCAAUUGUGACUAAAAAGGGAAAAUCCUAUUUGUCCCAAAGGGAUCUCAAUGUGAUUCUACUCAACGGGCAGUGCCUUGAGGUGCAAUGUGACGUGAAGUCCAAGGCAAGAGAUGUUUUCAAUACUGUGGUGGCAUAUGCAAACUUGGUGGAACAUUUCUACUUUGGCUUGGCUUACCUGAAAGGUAAAGAGUUUUUCUUUUUGGAUGAUGAUACCAAGCUCUACAAAGUGGCUCCAGAAGGCUGGAAUGACCAACCCAAGAAGAAAACCUCCAUCAUUAACUUCACUCUAUUUCUGAGGAUAAAAUUCUUUGUAAACCACUUUAAUAUCAUCCAGCAUGGCUUGACAAGACAUCAGUUUUACCUGCAGCUUCGUAAAGAUAUUUUGGAGGAGCGAUUAUACUGCAGUGAUGAGACUGCCCUGAAACUCGGCGCUUUGGCCUUACAGGCAGAGCUUGGCAAUUAUGCUUCUGAGGUACAUGGAAAGAGCUAUUUUCGUGUUGAAGACUACAUUCCAGCAAGUCGAAUAGAGAAAAUGACCCUGGCCUAUGUACAGCGAGAGCUUGCUAAACUACACCGUAUGAAUCGCUCCCUAUUUGAGGACGAAGCUGAACUAGAAUUUUUGAAGGUGACUCAGCAGCUUCCUGAAUAUGGAGUGCUAUUCCAUCGUGUGUCCCAGGAGAAGAAAGGAGCAGGAGGGGAUAUCAUCCUGGGAAUCUGUGCCAAAGGCAUCAUUGUAUAUGAGGUCAAAAAUCACACAAGAAUUGCCAGUUUAAGAUUCCAGUGGCGUGAAACAGAAAGAAUUUCAGCUCAUAGAAAAAAAUUCAUGAUUGAAAGUAGUUUCAGCGGCAAGAAACACACAUUCAUUACUGAUACAGCAAAGACGUGUAAAUAUCUGCUGGACCUCUGCUCAGCCCAACACAAAUUCAAUGCACAGAUGAACUCUAGGCAACUUCGGCAAACUUCAUCAGAGGAAAGUAAAUUUAUGGAAAUAGACAAAUCAAACUCUGCAUAUGCAGCUCAGCAUGAGCACCUUGCCCUGAUUCAGAGACUGUCUCGUUCAGAGAACGUGCUGUAUGGGGCAAACCUGGAAAACCUUUCUGCUGGCAUGAUGAGCAAGUCUUGUGAUAACCUCAGUGUUGAAACCGGCAACAGGACUAGAGACAAAAGCAAUCUUGCCAGAUCCACAUCAGGGCUAUCCCAGUCAGAAAUGCACAUCAAUUUGAAUGGAAAGCAAAGGAGUUAUGACUACCUUUCUAUCCACUCAACUCAGAACACAAUCAGUGCACCUGGAUCACCAGCCAUUCAAAAAGAAGUUUUACUAAGCGGUCUAGAAAGAGAAAUCAUUUGUGUCAGCCUAAAACGUGACCCUAAGAAUGGCUUUGGUUUUGUAAUUAUUGGAGGAGAAAAUGUAGGAAAAUUAGACCUCGGUAUCUUUAUCGCUUCAAUUAUCCCUGGGGGACCUGCAGACAGAGCUGGAAAUAUCAAACCAGGGGGUCGACUCAUCUCUGUGAAUAAUAUUAGUCUUGAAGGUGUUUCAUUCAAUACUGCAGUUAAAAUUAUACAGAAUUCUCCUGAUGAAGUGGAGCUGAUCAUCUCUCAACCCAAAGACAUAUACGAAGAAGGAUUAAAUGAAGAAAAGAGUCUAUCAAGGGGAAACAGCACUAGUGGAUAUGAGAUCUCUUGUGUAGACAGUGGGAGAAAAAAGAUUCAAGAUUGCCAUACAGCUCUCCCCAAAGAAAAGGACCCAAAUAUAGAUGAACUUGAGAAGGCUCUUUCCUGGAGUUUAGCACCAAAAUUGGGCCCCAGGAUUCCAGUUCUUUCAUCUGAUAGCCUGGAUGUGGAGGAAGCUGAUUCUUCACACUUACCACAUCCAGCUGAAACCAUCUCCAAUGAAAUCUAUACUGUAGAGCUUGUUAAAGAAGAUGGGACUUUUGGAAUCAGUGUGACUGGUGGAAUUAACACUAGUGUGCCUCUUGGUGGGAUAUAUGUGAAGUCAAUCAUUCCCAGGGGACCGGCAGAUAAGGAUGGACAAAUAAAGAUAGGUGAUCGUCUGCUGGAAGUAGAUGGAAUCAGCCUCUGUGGCCUCACGCACAAGCAGGCUGUGGAAAACCUUAAGAAAUCUGGCCAGGUUGCCAAGCUGGUUCUAGAACGGGGACACCACCCACCGGCACAGCCAUGCCUGAGUGCUAAUGAUGGAAAGGAAGACCAAUGUGCAGUUGUUUCUGUAGCAACAUCCUUCACAGACGGUACCAAGGACUACUGCUUUUUGACAGAUGACAAUAUAUUUGAAGUCAAAUUGACAAAGAAUUCUGGAGGCCUUGGCUUUAGUGUUCUGCAAAUGGAAGGAGAUGGCUGUGAACACCUCGGAGGAGUUAUUGUCAGGAUCAAAAGACUGUUUCCAGGGCAGCCAGCUGAAGAGAAUGGAGAAAUUGAAGUUGGAGACAUCAUUUUAGCCGUGAAUGGGACAUCUACACAAGGACUCUUUUAUCAGGAUGUCCUACACUUGUUGAGAGGAGCUCCACCAGAAGUCAUACUACUUCUCUGCAGACCACCAAAAGGUGUUCUUCCAGAAAUAGAGCAGUGUGUCCCGACUCCAGCACCAUCUCCUGUUAAGGAGUUUGUGGCAGAGAUGCCAGGCAGUCCAGAGGCAGGAAAUAGUUUGGACCGGUCUACCAGUGAUGGAGGUAGCACCUCUCCAGACCUCGAAGAUUGUUUGGAUUCUCCAGUGGCAGCAGAUUUCAGUGAGCCUCCAGAAGAAGACAGCUCAACUUACGAAGAGCAAGAAGCAGAGUCUCAAGAUAUGUCCAUACAGAGACUUAUGCCUCCUAGGGAAAGUUCCUAUAAAGACCUUUGGAAAUUUCAUCAAGAAGCUGCCAGUUCUGAAGCGUUCCACUCCCUGGAGGAAGAAGUGAAGCAGAACUGCUACUCACCAUGUGAACUUGGAUGUGCUGAAAGCCCUGUAUUUAAUAAGGGUGAUGAUGACCUGUCGAACAGAAACUGUAUGCCUGAAAUUCUCUCUCUAACCCCUAUUGAUGAAGAGCAUCUUGCCAUCAGCUCAACAUCUGUGACCUCACUUUCACGUGGAGGAAGCUCUGAGACACUCUCCGCAGCCUUGGUGACACCACAACCACGCGUUUGUGGCCCUUUCUCCUCAUCCCUGCCUGCUAGAGAUACACAUGGCAGUGACAAUGAAUGGGAAGACGUGGAGGAACCAGAGGAAGAGAAGGACAAAAAGGAGGAUUGCACUAGGGAAAUGGAGGUCUUUGUGACUUUGACAAGGUCAGAGAACAAUGGUUAUGGAUUCUCAGUGGUUCUUAACAAAGUGGACAACUGUCUGUAUGUUGAUGAAAUCUUGCAUGAGCCUGCCCUGUCUGAUGGAAGGCUGAGAAGGGGAGACAGACUCAUUAUGGUGAAUGGAAUCGAUGUCACAUCUUUACCAUGCAACGAAGCCCUGACUUUACUGCACAACUCUCCUCCUGAUCUGCACCUUGUGGUUGGCCGUGCUGGCAGCGAUCCAUGUCCUGCUGUUAGGCCAGAUGACAUUCCUGAAAUUACUCUCACAAAAGGUGCCAACGGACAGCUAGGCUUGAAGCUGACAGGAGGAGCUGGAAGCAAGUUACAAGGUAUUUAUGUGCUAGAGAUAGUGCCUGGCUCCCCUGCCAGUGUGGAAGGCAGUUUGCAGCCACGAGAUCAGAUUCUGUACAUCUGUGGGCUGUGGACUGAGGGCAUCAGCCUGGAUGAUGCAGUGAGAGUGUGUGAAGCUGCCACCCAGAAUGUCCAAAUCAAAGCAACAAGAAAUGGCAAUCCAGUGGUUCCUAUAGACCAAGAAAAUAAGUUUACAUUCCCUUGGAUAUAUGAAGCUGAGCGGGAGGUCUGUCAGAACAAACCUACAUGUAUGUUUUUAGGGCCACCUGCUGAGACAGAAAAAGCCAAUAUUUCUCUCUCAAAUGAAAACCUGAACUCCCAAGAACAGCAACUACCACAUCAACAUGAGGAACAUCUGAAAGAAACAAACUGUGGUACUCAGCAAAGCACUCCUGACCCCCCAGAAUGCCAGGACUUCAUUAUUAAGAUUGAAUUGGAAAAAGCAGAAAAUGGAAGCCUAGGAUUUGCACUAGUAGGCGGCAGAAAUGGCAGGGCUAUCCUAAUAAAAGCCAUCAGCCCAGACAGCAUUGCAGAUCUGGAUGGGAGGCUUCGAGUUGGUGACAUCUUACUUAAGGUGAAUGACACUUUAGUGUCUGGUUUACCACGCCAAACCGUUAUAGAUUUGCUGCGCAAGGCUCGAGGAACUGUUCAACUCACAGUUUGCCGAAGCGUGGCUUCACGUGCAGCUUCUUCAGGCAACCAGAGCAAUAACGUACCUUCCCCUCCAAACAUAAAAGCAGAGCCCAAUGACAACAGUUCUGAGAGAAGCCUAGGAGCACAGCCUGUUUUCACUUUCAAGGAAGAAGAAUCCAGCCAGAUGUGCAGCAAGGGUCCAGAAAGCAUGCACAGUUUCCCUCUGCAACGACAAUUGGAUGGACAAGACUAUCAGGAUAUCAUCAGUAACACUUCAGACAGAUCACAGAAAUGUGCAGGAUGUGAAGGUUGCAGAAGACAGAGUCAGCAGUCUGAGUCAGACAGCUGGAACAAUGAAGACGAUGAUAUGCCUCACAGGAUUUCCAUCCUACCUAGAAGCAGAGCCUUUGUUUCUGAAGAUGAACUGAUUCACUUAAUUAAUUUUAAACCAUCACUGACUGGAGUAUGUCCAAGGACUGGUGUUAGAGGUCUUAUUCGAGGCCUUCAGACACGGAUUGAGAAUCAAGAGGUGUUGAAAGAGUUUAUGGCUUUAGAACAUGUGAAACCAACAGAAGACUGCAGAACUGGCAAAGCACAAGAGAACAGGGAUAAAAACAGAUAUCAAGAUAUUCUUCCAUAUGAUAAGACACGAGUUCCUCUGGGAGAAAACAAAGGCUACAUUAAUGCAAGUUAUAUUAGAAUGAAAGUUGGAGAAGAGGAACAUUUCUUUAUUAUAACCCAAGGCCCUUUGCCUUCCACCAUGGCGGAUUUCUGGCAGAUGAUUUGGGAGAGUGAGUCAGAUGUGAUUGCCAUGAUGACGAAAGAAGUGGAGCUAGGAAAAGUGAAAUGUCAUCGAUACUGGCCUGAACCUCCACAUGAUUCCAUAGACUUAACUAACUUCCAUCUCAGGCUAGACAGUCACCAGAUUCUGGAAUACUUCAUAGUUAGAAUAAUAGAAAUGAUCAACAAGCAGACAGAAGAAAAACGAAUUAUAAGGCAUUUGCAGUUUACCACUUGGCCAGACCAUAAUACACCCAAACUGGCUGAGCAGCUUGUAAAAUUUAUUUGCUACAUGAGAAAAGCCCACAGGACAGGACCUAUUGUUGCUCACUGUAGUACUGGGAUUGGAAGAAGUGGAGUUUUGCUGUGUGCUGAAAUCCUGCUGAGCUAUAUUGAAAAAGAUCUAUGCUUCAACAUUAAGCACAUAGUGAGAGAUUUGAGAGAGCAGCGUUUUGGCAUGAUCCAAACUAAGGAUCAGUAUCUAUUCUGUUAUGAAUUUGUUCUGGAAGUCCUUCAGAAACUUCAAGCAAUGGAUUCCUAUUGACUGCAACAUUUCUCUUCACUGUUGCUAUCCCCCUUGGACUCCAGGGGACACUCAGCAAUUGCUUUAAAGGGACGUCAAGCCAGCACAGACAAGUGUUACACAACAUGCUCUGUCAGAUUGCUCGGAUUUCUAAGAAAUUUAAAAACCUUGCUUAACAUCCCCUUGGUAAAUCUCGGCAUACAGUUUGGAGAAACAGCAAGCCACAAAUGCAACACUGCUGUUAAAUUGUCAUGGACACUUUGUGUGUUCUGUUGAAUAAUAUAUUAAUUAUUAGGAAAAUAUUUUUGUACUAUGACAACGGGGCAGCAGCCUUUUAAAGUAGCUUUACUAUUCAGAGGCCAACUAAAGAGAUCGGAGACUGCUGGUUUUGCUGGAAGAUUAGUUGUCCCUUACAUACAGUUGUGCACUGCUGGCUUCUGGACAGCAAAUCAGUAUUUUUUUUUAAUCAUGCUUUUGUGUGGAAGGACUCAGUUUGGUUACUUGUGGUUGUUUGAACAAUGUGGAACCAUUUCCAGUCAUCACUCCAGCACAGGAAUUUAAACCACCAUCACUGGACAUCUUAAAUCAAGAAACUGAUAGAAAAAUAGGAUACCUUUAACCUUUAGCUAUCUGUCUUCAAAGCAACAAGAUAGUUCUAAUAUCUGGACGGGAUAUUAAUAUUUUCCAGCAAUAUGAGCAGCUGUAGAUAAGGUCAGUAUUCUUCUAUUCCACAUCCAUGUAAAAAGGAAUGCAAUACAAAACCAAAUGAAAUGACUGUGUGUGUCUUGUGGCAUACAUACAUUUCAUCUUCCAUUAAACCUUUCCAUUGAUUAACUAUCUUGUAAUUCCCACCUACGCACUGAACAAAUCUAUGGGAAGUCCCAUUGGUUUCUUUAAAUUAGAGUAAAUAACUCUCUGUACAGAUUAUUACUCUUGUAAAAAAAGUUUUUUUGUUAGUGUGAGCUUGGAUUUGAGCAGAAAUCUACUGUUCGCAUUUGUAAGAUUGUAGCUGUUUUCUAUGUGAGUACUUCUAAUACCUUUAUCUAGAAGAUGGUGUAUAUGGAAGCAGAAUUUUUAGAUGUGCAUUGGAAGAGUAACUUUAAAACACAGGAAAUUAUAACUGCACUUAUUUAACUGAAUUGUACAUAUUUUAAAACUUCCUUGAUUUCAGGAGAUAUGAAGAAGCAUUUGAUUAUAAAAUUGCAGUAGAAACAAGACAAUAAAAUAGCUGUUUAUUUUCACUAUGGAUGAGAGAUUUAUGUUUUGAAAGAAUGAGGAAUUAAACAAAUUAAAAGUAUGGCUUUUGGAAAAAGCCAUUGUAAAACAAUUAUAAUAAAAGCCCAGAGCCAUGUUUUGCUUUCUGCCCUCAUAUAGUCUGUUGGAAGUGAGGAAAAGAUAUAAAUGGAAUUUAUGAUGUGAGCCAGACACUAAUUUCAAACAUACUGAUAGAGAUCCAAAGUAACUUUAAAUCAGUGAAAUAAACCUGGAACUGUAUCAGUAUAAAUAUAAGCAGAGUUUAAUGAUUUGUCUUAAAUUAACUGAAUUUGAGCCUUCUAAGAAGCAUUACUCUCCACACAUUCUGAAUACACUACAUUUAUGUUGCAUAUAGAGGAUUAUUUGCACAAUUUUGUCCAGUAUCUUCAGCCAAAUUUUUAUUCAUCUUGUUGUUACCUCCGUUUGCUAUUUGGCCUUUCGCUUUGGUUUUGAUUACUGUACAUGUACUUCUAUGCAAGAUAACACUGCACACAAAUGCACAAUUCACUUUUUGUACCAUGGCAACUUUAAAAAGCUUCUCAGUAAAAAUAUUUCUGUACUUCUUGCAAAGGUGUCUUUUCUGUAGUUUAGAACAAUUCUGGAUUAGGAAGACAAUCUUUAUGGCACUAUUUGUUACUCCACAUUUGUGCAUCAUCUUUGCAGCUGUUUGACAGAAGUGUUUCCUGUUUUACAGGGAUAUUAAAAAGAUUUCUGAAAACACAG